AUGGAUGCCUUCACUCGAAAAUUCGGGGUCUACUCAGGAAAAACUGGCAAAUACGCUCUCGAGUCCUAUUUCCUCUCGCUCCUCAACUCGCUGACAUAUAUCGGCUUCGCUUUCGGCCUGGUUACUGGAAAUUAUAUUUCUCGGCGAUGGGGGCGCAAAAUUUGCAUGUUUACCAUGUGCAUCUGGGCCGUUGUCGGCGCGAUAAUCCUGACGACCUCGCAGCAUAAAGAGCAGGCAAAUUGUUGCAUAUGUCUAGGUCAACUCGUCCAAUCUCUCAUCUGCCGUGGCCCACGUGGAAUUCAAGAUGACAGGGCAUGGCGCAUUCCCCUGGGCCUUUUCUUCAUUGUUCCCAGCAUUACUGCUGUGGGAGUGUGGUUCAUGGACGAGUCUCUCCGCUGGCUCUUGAUGAAGGGACGUGAGGAAGAUGCGAGGGCAUCCCUCCAAGCUCUUCGCGAAGGCAAAUUUACCCAGACACAGAUUGAUGCCGAAUUGGAAGAGCAAAAGCUGAUCCUCGCCAUUGACGAGGGGAAGGGCCGCAUUGUGGAAAUUUUCCGUGGCUUCAACAUGAAGCGAACCUUGAUCGUCGUCGGAGUCGAUGUGUUCCUACAAUUGACAGGCCAGAAUUUCUCAUCGGUCUACGGGACCAUAUUCAUCAAGUCAAUCGGCACCGUCAACCCCUUCACCAUGGCUUCUGUAACAUCGUUGUCAAUAUCGUCGCGACUAUGA
This is a messenger RNA of Rhinocladiella mackenziei CBS 650.93, 726 nucleotides long. RefSeq lists its product as uncharacterized. Gene Ontology annotation, molecular function: carbohydrate:proton symporter activity. Lineage: Eukaryota; Fungi; Ascomycota; Eurotiomycetes; Chaetothyriales; Herpotrichiellaceae. The record is from RefSeq and is a predicted model, not a curated record. The transcript has 3 exons. Gene Ontology annotation, cellular component: membrane. Gene Ontology annotation, biological process: carbohydrate transport; transmembrane transport. Bases 1 to 726 code for a protein of 241 amino acids.